Acaulospora colombiana is the source of this 582-nucleotide messenger RNA. Lineage: Eukaryota; Fungi; Glomeromycota; Glomeromycetes; Diversisporales; Acaulosporaceae. The record is from the annotation of a GenBank genome assembly.
CGCGGUCGGCCCAAAAGUGAAAUCGAAAUUUUACAAGAACAAAUUGAGGACAUUCAAACGAUACAAUUUCAGCAGUUUGGUCAAAUAGAAACUCUUUUUGAAAUGGCAGUACUAAAUGAGUCGGCGACUUCCUUCCACAAGGAUUUUUUGAAUCAGCAUAUGACGGAGCAAGAUCAGGAUAAUCCUUUGAAUAAUGAUGGGGUUUAUGAAUGGAAUGAGAUUCAUUCUUUCUCAGAUAUAGACCAAAACACUUCAACGAGCCUAAAUCAGGUACAUUCGGAAGAGACGCUAAACUCCUUUAUGGAAUUUUCCUCAAAAGUUCCAAAAAGAACUUUAUCAACACAGAUUCAAGAUCCUAUGGACCAGCUAGUAGAGCAAUUUAACAAUGAUUUAAAUCUGGAGUCUACGCGAUAUGUUGGUGCUGAUUCUUUGUUAUUGAUGGACAAUCAUGAAGAACAAAUUAUCCCCCAAAAGCAAGAUGAUUUGUCUUCGGUUGAAUCAUAUCUAAAAGUUUUACCAAACCCGGAAAUUGUAGACGGCCUGAUUGAUAUAUACUUCCAGGCAGGUCAAAAAACCUAUUAA